Messenger RNA from Trichogramma pretiosum, 4238 nucleotides. RefSeq names its product spondin-1-like. The transcript is spliced from 16 exons. Gene Ontology annotation, cellular component: extracellular matrix. Gene Ontology annotation, molecular function: serine-type endopeptidase inhibitor activity. The record is from RefSeq and is a predicted model, not a curated record. Bases 354 to 3362 code for a protein of 1002 amino acids. Lineage: Eukaryota; Metazoa; Arthropoda; Insecta; Hymenoptera; Trichogrammatidae. Gene Ontology annotation, biological process: cell adhesion.
GCGCGACGCUCAGUCAAGCUAUCGAGCUCAAGCCGGUGGUUGCUAUACAGCUUCAUCCCUCUCUCUCGCUCUCUGCCUCUCUGCCUCUCUGCCCUUUGUUAGGUCGAUGCAUUGCUAGGUCUGCAUCGACAAAUAUAUUUUGUCCACUCGCCGUGAGAUUAAUCGAUAGUUUUAUGCACACUAUCCGACAAUACUAACAUUUUUAUCGCCCUCGCCUUUGAACGUACGUAAUUUCGGAUCGGAAUAGGUUUCGGCGAGGAAAAACGAAAUCGCGCCAAGUAAAGCUCGGUAUGAAGUAAUUUUUUUUUUUUUUUUUACCACGAUCAAAAUGAAAGGCAACGAGUACAGUAAGAAUGCUUACGCGUCUUCGUGCAGCUUCGGAGAAACACCUCAUCAUCGCAAGCUUCAAGUUUGAAAAAAUUCCGAGCAAGUUUUGUAAGUCCAAGUUUGUAGCUUAUAUUCUUCUAGAAGCUAUUCAUACUUUCAGAGAAAUGAUUCCGAAGUAUUUGAUUCUUCGAGUGGUAUUGCUGUGGUGCUUGGUGAACAUCACACAAGUCCGGGCUCAUUGCGAACAGAAAUGGGACGAUAUUAAAGGUCCACACGAAGUAGCUGAAACUUAUCGCAUUCACCUAAUGAAAAUCAACUUAACGGAUGAAUAUAGAAGUUUUAUGCCUUCAACCAAGUACCAAAUUUUCGUGAAAGACGAUUACGGCGAGACUUUCACACGUUUCUUCUUGACCGUGGAGAACGAGGACAAAAUAUUACCCGCCGGUACUUUGGAACUUUACGACGAGCAAGUGUCAAGAUUUUCGCAGGACUGUCCGGACUCGAUAAUUCAAGUGUCUCAAGUAGCCAAGGACAACGUGUCGGCGUAUUGGACGAGUCCCGGCGAAGGCAACGGAUGCGUCAUAUUCCGAGUCUCGAUAAUGGAAACGCCAUCCAAGUGGUACAUGGACGGCACGUUGGAGCAGAAAUUCUGUCAGGAUCCGAAGGCGAAGAUCGACGAGCCGGGACCGGUGCUGGCCGAGUGUUGCGCCUGCGACGAGGCCAAGUACGAGCUGGCCUUCGAGGGCCUCUGGUCGCGAUACACCCAUCCGCGCAGCUUCCCCACCAAGCCCUGGAACGCGCGCUUCUCCGACGUCAUCGGGGCCUCGCACACCAACGCCUACCGUUUCUGGCAGCUCGACGUGCCGGCCAGCGACGGCAUGAAACUCGUGGCCGAGAACGGCAACACGCGUCUUCUCGAGUCCGAGCUCAAGAAUCAGAGCGAGCACAUCAGGACAAUCAUUAAAGCUCGAGGAAUCAACUUUCCAAACAUCACUAGCAAGACAUUUGCUGUCUUCCGAGUCGAUCAACAGCAUCAUCUUGUGUCGGUUGUUUCAAUGAUCGAUCCAUCCCCAGAUUGGUUUUUGGGAGUUUCCGGACUGGAGCUGUGUUUGGAUAACUGUUCCUGGGUCGAUCAGAAACAACUGAAUCUUUACCCAAUCGAUGCCGGCACCGAUAACGGUCUAUCUUACGAGGCAUCGGACUCGCCAACGGAACCGCGAGACGUUAUCAGACGCAUAACGAAUACUUGGCCGGCGGACGAGCGCUCGCCCUUUUACGACGAGUCGGCCAUCGACAUGAAGCCCAUGGGCCGGCUAUAUCUCAAGCGUCAACGCAUUUACGAAAAGCACUGCGAUCGUCUCGACGUGACCGAGAGCAGCGAAGGUGAUACCGAAGCCGAUGCUAAUAGUGAAACCGUUGACAAUCGUAAAGCUUGCCGUGUCGGCGAGUGGGGCGAGUGGACAAACUGUUCGGUAACGUGCGGCGUUGGCAGCCGACUGCGUCAGCGUUACUUCAAAAAUGAACGAUCGGCCAUGAAGCACCAGUGCAACGUAAAACUGACCGACCGGGUGGCCUGCUGGAAUCCCGACAGCUUAGAUUGUCCCGAGGAGGAGCCGGAUCCGGAAUCCUGCGCAUUGACUCAGUGGAGCGACUGGACGCCCUGCACCAAGAGCUGCGGUCGCGAACCCAAGGCACGCGAUCGCAACUAUCGAUUGAAAAAGAAGCGCAAGGAGUGCCGCUACAAGUACCCGCACAUCAAGCUGCAGGAGACGGUCGACUGCGGCAAUCCGGCCUGCGAGACGGACGGCGAGGCGAGCCAAGGAGGCGAAGAAGAGGGCCAAGAAGGAGGAGCCGCCGCCGGCGACGAGCAAACGGUGAGGACCCAAGACGAGUCCGACGAGGCAGGCUCGGAUUCCGACGACAAUGUGGCCGAUGCCACGACUAUCGACAAGUACGGGAGCGAGAACAAUUGGCGGGUCAGAUUCGGUGAGGCGCAACGGCCGCAUCGGCCUCUCAAGUGCGUUGAUGAACAAUACUCGUCGUGGUCAUUCUGGUCGCCGUGCUCGGUCAGCUGUGGUCGUGGAACUAGAAGCCGCUCGAGACAGCUCUUACCAACCCGUUGGCGAACCUCCGAAACGGAAAAAUUACUUUACGAAUGCCAGUACCAGACGACAACUUGUAUCGCUGCUACGGAGUCCUGCGAGCUCGAUAAAGAACAACAGAAAGUCAUAUGUUCUGAGCCAAAAGAAGCGGGUCACUGUGACGAUGGCCACAACGACAAUUCAUUGAGAUACUAUUAUGACAAAACAAAAUUAAAAUGCGUCGUUUUUCACUACACCGGCUGCAAUGGCAACAUGAACAAUUUCAGAACUCUGCAGGAAUGUCAAACUGCAUGCAAUCAAUCACCAUUGGAUAAAUGGAAAAUACACAAUUACAAAGUACAACUGAGCAGUAUUGUCACUUAUAGUGCAAUUAAGAAUAAUCAGGGAAUGGGCGCUUCAGUCACCAACGUCGCCCCUCGUAAUGGCGACAUUAAAAUAUGCGAAGAAAGUAAAGAAAGUACCAAUAAGAAGAGAAAAAAACAGCAGCGUGGAGAAACUAAAAGCAGCAACUACGGAAUGGGAGUUGACUGUCAAAUUUCUGAGUGGAGCAACUGGUCUCCAUGCUACAGUUGCAAAGGCUACAGGACCAUGAGUCGAGACAUAUUGGUUCAUCCACGUAAUGGAGGGAAGCUUUGCCCCACCAAAUUAAUCAGAAGACAAAAAUGUCACAAAGUCAUGCCUGAAUGUGAUACAAAAAAUGAGCGGGCGCUCGAUAAUCGAUCAAAUGUAGAGCUUUCGAAUCUUACUCGCAAAUCUGAAGUCUCUAUCAACUGCCAAGUGAGUCCUUGGGGACCAUGGUCUAGUUGCACCGCAAGCUGCGGUUUUUCUCAACGUCGACGAAUACGAAAUAUCCUCGUAGCUCCUCGAGGUCCAUUUGGACAACUGUGUCCACCACUUGCUGAAAUUGAAACUUGCGUCGUACCAGUUUGCUAAAAAAAUUUCAUUUAUCAAACUUUUUUUUCAUACGGAUCAACGCACACACUCAAUCUACUCCCAUGUAUCUUCAGGAUUGUUAGUCAGACGUUUCUUUGUGUCAUUUUUGAUAUUUUAAUUGCACAAAAUGAACUUGGGAAGACAGUGCCAUGAUUUUGUUCGUAAAAUACCGUUUUCACGUGAAAAAUGUACAUUAUGUUUGGCACACAAUUUAUUUUAUACUUCCAUAUGCUGAUUAUAUUGCGAGUGAAAUAACUACCUGGUUGAAAAAAAUUACGGCGGGAUUUCUAAAUGGAUUAUCCAUUUCGAUUUCAUGUGGAUUCGGUAUGGAAAGUGCAUACUGCAUAGAUUCCACGUAGAAUCAGGGUGGAAUUUUUGUAAAAAGCUACUACGAUUUUAUGAUCAUCUCUUAAAAACUAAAUUCCACGCUCGUAUCCGUUUUCACAGAAUAAUCGACACUUUUCACGCAGAAUCCCCGCAGAAUCUGCGUGGUUAAUCAGCGUAGAAAUCCACGACAUCUUUUCAACUGGGUAUGAGUCUAUAGUUAAAUUAACAAAUUGUAUUGUAUUAUAUGGUAUUGAUAAAAAUUAUUUAUUUGACUCUAUUUUUACAGAAAUAUUGUAAAAUAAAUUUUUUUUAUGUUGAUAAAUUGUAACUUUGUUUAAAGAAAAAUAUAAGUUAAAUGUGUAUUGUGUAACGAGACUAAUCAGUUAAAUGAUAAUAAUCAUGAUUAUUGACAUAAGUAAAUAGAAUAUUUUUUAAUAUCAUUGAGAAACAAAUCAAGCAAAAAGUAAACUUAUCAAAGAUGUCAAACGUUACUAAUAAAAAUGACUAAUAAUCUUAAGUUAUUAUUUUAAUAUAUAUAAUGAAAAAAAU